CUCAAGCAACUACCUCUCCAACCAUCCACAGUUCCACAAGUAUGUACGUCCCCUCCUAAGCUAAAAUCCGUGUUAUUCAUUACGAUACACGUUCCAUUAACAAAAAAAAAAAUUAAACCAGAUAAAAAACCCAUCAUCAAUCACAAUUUAAUUCCAUUCCAAAUCGCCUCAAUCCUCAAUCUGACCUUGCAGUUAAUCUAAAGUACAACGUAAACAAAACACAAGUAUCUCUUGCGAUAAUUACUUAAAAAUAACUCCAACUGUGACUUUCACCAGUUUUCAGUGCACCUUCAGCCGCAAAAUGUCGCGAAAAAUCGGAAUCGUAGGCAGUGGAUUAAUCGGGCGCUCGUGGGCCAUGCUUUUCGCCAGCGUGGGCUACCAGGUGACCAUUUACGACAUCGAGCCCAAACAAAUCGAAUCCGCUUUGGUCGACAUCGAAGACCAGCUGAAGACUUUGGAGAAGAACGGGCUCCUAAGAGGAAAACUCAACGCCCAAGAACAAUUUGCAUGCGUUAAAGGAACGACGAAGUUGGAAGAAGCAGUCAAGGAUGCACUUUUCAUCCAGGAGUGCGUUCCAGAAAAUCUGGAACUCAAGAGAAAGGUCUGGAAAGGCGUGGAUGACAUCGCCGGCCCCACGACGAUUUUCUCGAGCUCUACGUCCACUUUCUUGCCGUCUUUGUUUUCAGACCACUUGAAAAACAAGAAAAAUAUUGUGGUGUCGCACCCGGUUAACCCCCCUUACUACGUCCCCCUGGUCGAGAUAGUCCCGGCCCCGUGGACCGACCCCGCCGUCACUAAAAAAACCCGUGCCAUUAUGGAAGAAAUCGGGCAGACGCCGGUAUCCCUCUCUAAAGAAGUCCCUGGAUUCGUCGUCAACCGUCUCCAGUACGCCCUGCUCAACGAAACCUGGAACUUGGUCGCCGACGGGGUUCUAGACGUCAAAGACAUCGACAAAGUCAUGUCUGACGGCCUAGGCAUGCGCUACGCUUUCUUAGGCCCCCUUGAAACCACCCACUUGAACGCAGAGGGUUUCGUCGACUACUGCAACAAGUACUCAAACACGAUUUUCUCCGUCAGCAAAGACUUCAAGCCGUUGCAAAAAUGGGAGGGCCCCCUUGUGGACGAAAUCGCAAAACAACUGGAAGCUGACGUCCCGUUGGAAGAACUACAAAAGCGCAGGAUUUGGCGAGACUUAGCUUUAACUAAACUCAGCCAAUUGAAAAAGUCGCUGUAGAUACGUAAUAAACGUUUUUAUUUUCA
Molecule: messenger RNA, 1260 nt
Organism: Zophobas morio
Lineage: Eukaryota; Metazoa; Arthropoda; Insecta; Coleoptera; Tenebrionidae
Gene: Had1
Product: beta Hydroxy acid dehydrogenase 1
Exons: 4
Coding region: 302-1234 (310 amino acids)
Biological process (GO): fatty acid metabolic process
Molecular function (GO): L-gulonate 3-dehydrogenase activity; NAD+ binding
Source: RefSeq, a predicted model, not a curated record